AUGUCCACCGCUCCAGUUGAACGAGCCCCAGCGCCUGCUCCCGCUCCUCAAGCCAAUGGCGACGUCGCUGCUUCCCCUGUAAGUUCAAUUGUUUACAGUGAUCCAUGAAAGCAAAGUUUUGUGAAACUAUGUAUAAUAAUUGAAUAGAAAAAAGGAAUUUUUUGAUAGAAGUGCAUGUUAAGGAAUUAGCAAUUUAAAGGGGUCUUACAAGGGUUUUUUAUGACCAAUUCUCUUCUAUAAUAUUAUAAAACAGCUGGCUAUGGGCAUAUCACUUUUUUAUAUCGCGUUACACGGCCUUCAUUGUCGCAUUUAAAAAAAUGCUUAACACGAUUGCCGAACCAAGAAAUUUUGUUCAUAAAAUUUUCGCACUCCUUUCCAUUAUGCUUUUUGAAAAAAGGUUGAGUUAAACCAACUUUUAUCAAGCAAAUUACCCUCCAAAGAUGCCGGAUAAUCCCACAAACUCCUUUUCAUUAGACCAUCAAAGUUUUUAGUCUAGUCCUGAAAUUUUCCGCUCACUUAGCGCCCCGGAACAAAACGGCCGAUAAUCGGAGCCGAAAAGAGAGCGCAGCGGGAUAUUUGACCCGCCCUCCGGCUGCGCUAAGUUGGUUAUAGGCGUUUUGUGGCCCAAAACUUUCGCGGGGUGCUUCUUGAUUUUGUCUUGGGCGCUUUUCCAUGGCCAUGGAUUACGGAGAUAAGUUUUUGGGAGCGAGCAAGGUAAGACGGGGGCUAGGUGAUGAAGUUAGGAAUUCAGUAAGGUUUUAGCCGUUCAAUUUUUUUAUUUUACCGUGUCAAUAUGUAUUAGGGCACAACGUUUCAAAAAUUGUUUUGAUCUCUGUCAAAAAAAAAAAAAAAUAAAAAGCAAUGCUUACAAUUCGUUUUGUACAUAUUUGGCUUGCCACGACCGUUAUUACUAAACUGAAAAGUUUUCGUUAGACUGGGAUACAUUGCAUACGAAAAUCGGCAUUUUUGAAAUGUGCAAGAUUAAUACUCCUCCAAAUCAAUCUUUUCCGCUCUUUCAAAAUAUUGGAGAUGUAAAAUAAAGCUUUUUUGUGGCCCUCCGGGGGUUUGCAAUCUUGUUUUUGGAAACAACCCAAGAAAUUCCGCGAAAAUACAUAAAAAUUGCAUUAUUUUAGAUUGGAUACAUUGGAAAAGCAAUGUUUCAAACACUGGCAACAAUAAAAAAGCGGAAGUUUUGUAAAAUACGUUGCGUCCUGAGGAUUUCUAAAGAUUUUGAAAAAUUCCAAAAAUUUUUUAAUUUUCUUUUUCGACCCGGAUUACGUCCAAAGUCCUUUCUAAUCCAUUCUAAGGCUUUUAAAAAAUCCCGCGCGCUUAAUUAAGCCGCUUAAAAGGACUGAGUCAGCAUUUCCUUGAGCAUUGUCUUAGCGAGGAAAUUAGAAGACUCACUUUGGACCAUAGAUUUGUCCAGCUGCUUAAAAUUUAGAGCUUUUUAAGGAAAAUUAUCCGAUUGAGCGAUCCAAUGCAAGGAAAGUAACUUGAAGUUUUGUUUGAAAAUGAUUUCUGAUCUCUAGAACAAAAAACACCAAGAAAAUGUCAAAAAUCUUUAAAAAUUAGUAAUAAUUAACAUACUAAUACAAAAAUUUUAGAUUUUUGAAUAUUAAGCCUAAAAUCCGAUUUCAGCGCCGCUGUGCUCCCAAAGUGAACACUCAGGAGCGACUUUUUGGCGGCGGCAACAUUACUCCAAAGAACCAGAAAAAAGUCAGCGACACUUUCAAGUCGACCAUCUUUACUGACUCGGCCCCAACAUCGCCUGCUCGUACUCCCAAAAAACAAGUGCCUGUGCUGAGUAAGUGUUUUGAAUUUUCUUGUUUUUUAAGCAAUUUUAUGUAGUAUAAUAUUAAACCAAACGAGGAUAAGAGGUUCUUUAUUCAAGAUUAGAAUUUCCGAGACAAGUUUUAGCGUUGAAAAAAUACCCAAAUUUGAUCCAAAUAUUCAUAAGGCGCAUGCCAUAUUUUUGGUUCACACUCUGGACAAAUAUGGCCAAAAAAUUAUGAUUUUUUAGGAAGGAAAUAUUUGAAAGUCACUGUUUUUUCAAGAAAAAAUCACAUUUGUUAAAAUGUCUGUGUUAAUGUUUCAGCCCGCAACCCAAUCACCGGCGAAGUCAAGGUCCCUGCCAAGGUAUCCAUGUAAUAAACAAUGCUCUACUUCCAUCCGUCCAGCAUUUACUUGAGAAACAAAUUUACACUGGUAUAAUAACAACAUGACAUUCAUCGGAACAUCUUAUACGAGAAUUCCUGUCAUUCCUAUAAGUAUUCGAAUCCAAGUGCUUCUAAUAAAUCUUUUUGUAGUAUGACAUAAGAUGUGAUAGUUUUCACCAUGCUAUUACCAUCGUUUGUUACAUCAACAAACCUCAUUCCCUUUUCGAUUAAGCCCUGAGGGAGAUUAAACGAACGAGCGGUGUUAUAGCAACAUAACCUUGAAGGAGCAGGAAAACUGGCUUCGCCCCUGGAAUUAUUUCCCUCCAAGACGAUCCCUGAGUCGGUCCGUGAAAACGUGUUUGUGGAGAUCGCCAGCGAGGAGGGGGGAUCAAACGAAAAUUGGUGCGAAAAGCCAAUUUCCUCGAAUAGAAUCGAAAACACACGACGGCGCCCAUUUAUUACUCAAUCCGCGGGCGCUGAACGGCGAGCUGAAGCGCCGAGCGUUCAGCUUCUAUCUGAAUUUGCUUGUUGCAGAUGUGUUUUGCAAUAUAGACAAGCGUGAGAUUUUUUUUUGCCCUGCGGCUUCGUUGGAACUCUGUGAAAUCGAUCUGUGUUUCAAAAGAUUGCCAAGCUCCGUUCUUUUUCAAAUUUUGUCAUCAUUUUAUGCUGUUGAUAAAUUUAAACCCUGGAAAAAUUUAACUCGUGGGUUGCAAGUUUCACAGGGUGACGCCAUUUUUGACGUUACUUAAUUUUUGAAGCGAAGCAUCGCCCUUUGCCAAAAUCCUUGCCAAAGCCCUCUCCGUCGGCUACUUUUCCCUCUGUAAAUAUAAUACCAUUUAUCACUCGAUUUCUCUAGUUUUAUAUUUCCGCGGAUCCUCGAUCUAUUUACCUCAAAACCUGUUUAUCCCCAAUCUCCUCGAUGAAUUCUUCCUUCAUUUUCGAAAAGGUUAUUCUUUGCCUCAUUUUUCUCUUAAAAUAGCUCGUAUUUUAUUGUUUAUCUUUCCUCCAAAAAAUCGAAUUUUUCAGAGUCAUGAGGUCAGUGGUUUGCUCAUUACUUGUUGCGGUGGUGGUUGUUAGCGCUCAAUUGCCUCCGAUCGAAAACGGUAAUUAUUUUUUGAACCAUUUUUUGGGAUGACUUAUGUGAUGAUGUAAUUGAGUUGCGGUCACGGUGGUUUAGACGUGAUCUAACGGCUCUUAGCGGUUUUUUAGAACUUUAUAAACUUUAAAAAAAGUUUUAGCCCUUCGAUUCAUAAUGAUCUUGUUAGAAAUAGGAUUUUUUGAAGCCGAAAAAGCAUUAAUCUUGUCUUUAAAUUUGAUGAGGCCUUUCUAAUUUUCUUGAAAAGCUUUUUCUACAUUCCCCAACAUCCCUCAUUUCAGCGAUAGACUUCGACGAUUUGGACAAGAACAAGGACAAUCAGAUCUCCUUCGCCGAGUUCCAAAAAUGGUAUUCGGCAAACAAGGACGCCAAAUCCGAGCCCGAACUCCGUCGUCUGUUCCAAAACUACGACACAGAUAACGACUCUCAGCUUCACAUUCAAGAAUUUGUCCCCUUGGCCUAUCAACUGAGCAGGACGCCCAAAAAAGAGGUCGACAAUUUGUUCGCCCACCUCGACUCGGAUAAAAAUGGGAUUUUGACGAGGACUGAGCUCCAAAAUUCAAAGGAAAAUUUGGGUCCCGAGAUCAUCGAAGGCCUCUUUUUGGUGGCCGAUUCGAAUGGCGACGGGCAAAUUACUCAUCAAGAGUUUGGAGCCAUCCAAGGAGCGUUCGGACAAACUCCAUCGAGCAGGGUAAGGUAAUAAGGGGAACAAAGCUGAAAAAUGACUCAAAAGAAAUUGAAAAAACGAUUGAAAAUUCCUUACUAGCUUUGUCAAAAAAAUAAUUUUUCAAUUUCAAAUGUCUUCCACUUUCUCACAGACAUAUUACGCAUGUAUUUUAUGUAUAAUUGUAAAAUAUCUGCAAAUUAAAUAUUUGCUUCCAGAAAUCCGAAAAUGUUGGGAUAGCGCGCGCUUUGAUCGACAACAUGGACCAGAACAAGGACAAAAAAUUGAGCCAAGCGGAAGUUCAUGCAUUUGUCAGCAAAUUCAACAAGGUAAUUGAAAAAAGGAAUAUUUUUUACUAUCCUCCAUGAAUUUACUAACCAAACCCAAUCUUCAGGUCAGUCCAAAAACCGUGACCGCUGCCUUUGGCAAGCUUGACUCCAACAAGGACGGCCAAUUGACCCUCGCCGAACUGGAAGUUUUGCCUCAAACAAUCACGGAUUUGGCCGGAUUCCAACAGCCCAAGAGUUGGUAAACGUGGUAAUAAGAGCUAGAAUGACAAUCAAAUGGAUUAUGGCUCAUUUGAAAAGCUAAAAAUUGUAUUAUUUACGUGUAAAAUAAAAAUUAUUUUUCCUUUUGGUUUCGAGAUCGAAAAACAAUAAUCGACCAAAGCCUUAUGCUUUCGACCACCUCUAAAUUCUUGAUCUGGCCGUUUCUUACGGCCUUUUCAAUUUUUGUUUUAUUGUAACUCAAAUCAGCCCAUUUAUGAACACGCCUAAACACAUCAUUACAUACAUAUUUGCUUUGUAAUGAGGUAGACGAAAUUUUCAAUUGUUACAGAGAGUCUUCAAUUCACAGAUAUUCUUUUCUUUUUCCCAAAAUAAUGAUGAAAAAUCUCGUUGCGCUGCUGUAUUUUUCUGCGCUGAUCAUUAGCUAUAAUGCGGUUCUUGGAGCGGAGGAUUAUGUGCCCCUGAAGAUCACCAAGGAAAUGGAGGCAAGAGAAAAGAAGGAGAAUCAAAAUUUUUAGGAAUUGGCCAAAUUUGGCGCCAGAAUUUAUGGCCACAAGCAGUUCCACACCGACACGGUCUAUGUGGUGAGCAUGGCGUAUGCGUUACAGCAAACAGAGGACCCACUGGUUUACCGUGUCGGGGCCCGAAUCUCGAUUGGCGGGCAGCCGGAUCAGCCGUGUAUGGAGUUCAAGGUUAGGAAGCACGACCAAGAUGGGCUUCCGCAAUAUCGUGGCCACAAAUCUUGUGUUCUUCCUCCGGAUCAUAGCAAUUAA
Molecule: messenger RNA, 5195 nt
Organism: Bursaphelenchus xylophilus (pine wood nematode)
Lineage: Eukaryota; Metazoa; Nematoda; Chromadorea; Rhabditida; Aphelenchoididae
Source: the annotation of a GenBank genome assembly